Molecule: messenger RNA, 378 nt
Organism: Penaeus monodon (black tiger shrimp)
Lineage: Eukaryota; Metazoa; Arthropoda; Malacostraca; Decapoda; Penaeidae
Exons: 1
Coding region: 1-378 (125 amino acids)
Molecular function (GO): nucleic acid binding; RNA-DNA hybrid ribonuclease activity
Source: RefSeq, a predicted model, not a curated record
AUGAGCAUAGCACACCGAGUGUCGGAUGGAGCAUCCACUCUACAAACUGAACUGUACGCCAUCAAUUUGGCUCUCAGACACGCAAUAUACACCACAUACCCAACUAUACAUAUCUUCACUGACUCUCUCUCAGCCUUACAGACCCUUAAGAAAAACCAAGUCACUGAUAACCUCAAACUAGUAACAACUAUUCUCUAUUACAUUCAGCAACUGGAAGAACAAGAAAAGACCCUGAGCUUCUGGUGGAUCCCCAGCCUCGUCAAUAUCUCUGGCAAUGACUCUGCAGAUGCUGCUGCCAAGAAUAGUCUACGUUUCAGCACUAUCAGUGGUCACACUGAUAGAGCUGUUAAAGAAACACGUCCGAAGAGCCUCAUAUGA